Cucurbita maxima (winter squash) is the source of this 4026-nucleotide messenger RNA. RefSeq lists its product as uncharacterized. NCBI's taxonomy places the organism in Eukaryota, Viridiplantae, Streptophyta, Magnoliopsida, Cucurbitales, Cucurbitaceae. The transcript has 5 exons. The record is from RefSeq and is a predicted model, not a curated record. The coding region runs from base 250 to 3807 and encodes 1185 amino acids.
GGAAAUUGGAAUUGUAGCGCUGAAGCUUGUCUUCGAGCUUGAAAUUGCAGGAAGCAAUGCUUAGAAAUUCCAGAGAUUUUUUCCCUUAGAAUGUCAAUUUGGAAUGCAAUUCUACAGUUCUAGUUUUUCACGGAGAAAAUUGCCGAGCGUUGGGUUCUAGUAGUCUCUGAGUUGCUCUAUUCUCUGAUUUUUGGUUCUUAAUCGAGAAAUAAGCGUUGAAAAGGAAGAUAUACGUACUUUAGGUGUAAAAUGAUUGAUCUGUUUCUGGCUGAGCCUAUCUUUAACGAAGAAGAGGAUGUUGGCUCUGCGAAGUUGAGAAUUUCUUUGUUAAGCAGAUUAGAAACUGUUUUAUGGAAAUUGCUGGCUUCUGGAGGACGGUCCGAGGUCCGAUUAUGGCUUUCUAAUACUAUAGCUAGUAUGACAUCUAUCAGUCCCCAGCAUCAGCGAGAACUGUUCAUGACCUUUCUGAGAUCGAAGCCACUGAAGUGGGACUUUGCAUCUCACUUACUGCAAAUGUUCUUUGAAAAGAGACAACGAGAAGCAGGAGUUCUCAUUGCCAAGAGAAGCUACAUCAUGGAGAAGUUUUUUGAAGGAAACCCAAGACGAAUAUCUCAGUGGUUUUCGAAUUUUGCUACAAAUGGUGCAUCAGAUCAUGGAAAAGGUGCCAAGGCCUUGGCACAGUUUUCUUUUGUAAAUCGAGACAUUUGCUGGGAGGAGCUUGAGUGGAACGGGAAACACGGGCAGUCUCCUGCCGUGGUUGCAACAAAGCCCCAUUAUUUUCUUGAUCUGGAUGUGCAUCAAACUGUGAAGAAUUUCAUUAAGAAUGUACCUGAGUUUUGGUAUUCCAAUGAGUUUGCCGAGUCACUAAAAGAUGGUGAAAUUUUGUUCCUCGAUACAAAAUUCUUUGUGAAAUAUCUCUUCGAUCAAAUGCUUAAAGAUGAUUCAAGAGAUGUUUGGGAUGCCAUUAAUGAGUUCCUAACGCAGGAGUCAUUUUCUUCAUUAUGUCAACACCUCCUUAUUACUCUUGAAGAAGCUGAUUUCUGCUGCUUUCUAAAAAUGCUAUGUAAACUUCUCCGCCCCAGUCUGGAAACCAAGGAUUUUGGUAAUUCAUCUUUUCUGUUUGAGGUCAUACUUUCUAAAUAUGGUGACUCUGAAUCUCUAGAUCAGAUUUUACUAUUAAAUGCUGUCAUUAAUCGAGGACGCCAACUUCUACGGUUUGUACAAGAUGAAGAUGCAGAGGAAGAAUUGGAUGAAAUCAAGAAUAUUAUUUACGAGAUUUCAGCAAUCUCAAGCGACACUCAUAGCUUAUCCCCGCUAUUGAAAGAGUGCUACAGGAGAAAAAAGACAAUAGAGGUGAUAAAAUGGCUAGGGCUUCAGUCUUGGGUUCUUCACUAUAGAAUGUCAGAUGAAUGUCAAACUUCUGAGUUAUGGGAAUUCUUGUUUGUUGAUAAUGGCAUAUGCUUCCGAAAAUCUAAUGAAUAUGCACUGUUAGAUCACAGCUGUCUAUCAGAAGACGAUGGUUUUGAACCAUGUAAUACGGCAUCAGUUAAAUCUAAGAAGCGAAAAAGAGGGAAAAAAGGUAGAAAAAGAAGAAAAAGGAACUCUGACGAUGAGGAUAGCUGUGACUAUGAGCUGUUGGACUUUGAUAUUAAAAGGGAUAAAACGGAUUUGAAGUUAAACACUGGAAGUUGGUUGCUUUCCAUUGACAACUAUACCGUACCAUGGAAUGCUAUUGAUCUACCAGAAUACCUAUCAAAGCAUUGUAUGGCUUCAUGGAUGAAAUGGCUGCGGCGUAAACCGUUGGGGAAUUCCCUCCGCCGCGGGCGCCGUUCUGUAGAAAUGAACGGAGAAGCUGAGCAAAAACCAGAGGCUCGGCGACUCCGAGAACUGGCUGAGACGAAGUUCAGAGAUUCCAAUCUCAAAUCUGCUCUCAAAUACGCCAAACGAGCCCACCGCCUCGAUCCAAACCUCGACGGCGCCGCUGAAAUCCUCACCUCCCUACAGAUUCUCCGAGACGCCGCCGGCUCUCCGGACGAAUGGUACCGGAUUCUUCAGGUGGAGCCCUUCGCUCACAUCAACACAAUAAAAAAACAGUACAAGAAGCUGGCUCUGCUUCUGCAUCCCGAUAAGAAUCCCUAUGCCGGUUCCGAGGAGGCGUUCAAGCUCGUCAGUGAGGCGUUUCGCUUUCUGUCCGACAAGGUUAGGAGGAAGGAGUACGAUUUGAAGCUCCGGAUACGGAUUCAGGACGAGAAGUUUGGAGAUGCAGAUGCGGAGGUUGCUACGGAGAGCGAAACGUUUUGGACUGCUUGCUCGACUUGCCAAUUGUUGCACCAGUUUGAGAAAAGGUACGUAGGCUAUAAUUUGGUGUGUCCUAGUUGUAGAAAGAGCUUUAAGGCCGUUGAGGUCGUGCAUAAUGAACCUGAAAUUGUGGAAAAUGGACACAUGGUUAGGGGUAGAAGGUUGAGGAAUUUGAGUUCUAGGCAAAAUUCUGGUAGUUUUCAGGGAUUAGAACCACCUAGCUCGAGAAAAAAAGUGAGUACCACUCAAUCGAAGAGAAAUUCUUCAGUGAAGAAAACUAGCGGUGAGAAGGAGAAGGGUACGGAAAUGAAUGGAAAAGCUGUUUCUGUAGAAGAUGAACUUAGAAGUGGAGACUUGGAGGAAGAACAUGAUAGUGAUGAUGAGAUAUGGAGUAGAAGAAGAUUAAGAAGUGGGAGUAUGAGGAAGAAGAUGAGUAGUGUUGAUGAGGUUUUGGAGAGGUCGAAGUUGAAGCCUGUAAAAAUGGAGGAAGAAAUGAUGACUUUGGCUGAAUUACAGUCUCAGGUGAUUCGGAAAGCUCGAAAAGAGAAGAUGAAACUGAAGUUAAAGGAGGAGGAGGAAGCAGAGGAAAGAGAGAAUAAGAGGAAGAAGGGCGUUGAGGAUGGUGACGACAACGAUGAUGACGAGAGGCUAACCUUGAAAGAGAUGGAGGGUCUACUACGGAUUCGUCGGCAAGAAGCAUCGAAGAGGGCCGGGUUCCUGAGAAACGAAAAACAAAGGAACUUGAAGAAGGAUGUGAAUCUGGAAAUUAAGAAGCAAGGAUCUUCUUGUGAUUUGGAUAUGAUGGUGGAAGAUUCAGAUUUUUACGAUUUUGACAAGGAUAGAAUGGAGAGAAGUUUCAAGAAAGGGCAAGUUUGGGCUAUAUACGACGACGACGAUGGAAUGCCGAGGCAUUACGGUUUGAUCGAAGAAGUUACUGUAAACCCAUUUGAGGUGAAAAUGAGUUGGUUGGAUGUUCAAAACAAUGGGGAAGAAAGGCUACUUUCUUGGGAGAAAUUGGGAUUUCAUGUUUCUUGUGGUAGAUUUAAGGUCUCUAAGAAAACAACCAUUGAUUCAUUGAACAUUUUUUCUCAUGUUGUGGAUUGUGAAAGAGCAGCAAGGGAAGUCUACAGGGUUUAUCCCAAAAAGGGUUCAGUUUGGGCACUUUACAAAGAACAAGAAGCUUUGGAUGCUGAGAAGAAACGAAACGUUUCGAGUAAAGAGAAGCGAACUUACGACAUCGCGGUGUUUCUAACAACUUAUAGUGAGAUGCACGGUUUAAGUAUGGCUUAUCUCGAGAAAGUUGAUGGAUACAAGACGAUAUUCAAGAGAAGGGAGAUUGGUUAUCAUGCUAUUAGAUGGUUCGGGAAGGACGAUAUUCAGUUAUUUUCGCAUCAAAUUCCCGCUCGGAAGCUUUCUGUAGACGAGGCAUUUGGGCAUCUGAAGGGCUGUUGGGAGCUUGAUCCAGCAUCUCUUCCUUCAGAUUUGGUAACCACCUGCAGGAGCAGAUAGCAUCUGAGUGCAAAACUCCCUUGCUGUUCGUCGACGGUAUUCGGGCGAUCUAAUUAUCGGGUAUGUACUUGCUAACCAUGUAGGUUUAAUCCAAUAAUGCAUUAUGAUUUGUAGCAUAGCAUAAGAGAGGCAUUGUAGUGUAUAGAUCAAGGCACAAUAUCUUCUAGCCAUAACCAUACUCUUCAUAAAUCUAAUAUUGUUCGCCAAGUAUUGAUGGGU